Exaiptasia diaphana is the source of this 1089-nucleotide messenger RNA. Its product is annotated as short-chain collagen C4-like. Lineage: Eukaryota; Metazoa; Cnidaria; Anthozoa; Actiniaria; Aiptasiidae. The transcript is spliced from 7 exons. The record is from RefSeq and is a predicted model, not a curated record. Bases 61 to 981 code for a protein of 306 amino acids.
AUAAUUUUCCAGUUUUCAGCUUCACUCAUUACAACUGUUGAUAGACUCAUUUCAAGAAAAAUGGCUGUCUUGUGGAAGUUCGUCAUUCCUUUUGUUUUAUGUAUUCUUGUGCCAUACGCAAGGACAGUCGAAGAUGAAUUUGACAGUGCAGAUACAAGUAAAGCACUAGAUUCUUCAGCGUCUCAGAUAGCUGCUUUAUCUGCUCUUCUGAAGAAGACUCGAGCUCAAUUGGUUGGUCUGGAGACUAGAUUGCAUCAAGUGGAGGCAGGUCAUGUCGCCGCUUUGAGGGGAAGAGACGGACGCGAUGGAAUUCCAGGAAGAACUGGUCGUGAUGGCAAAAAUGGAUAUGACGGUCAACCAGGACCACGAGGUCCACCUGGACCAAAAGGAAUUCCUGGAAAUGAUGGUAAGCAAGGACCGAAAGGACCAAGUGGCGGUGGAGUGUCGUAUGUACGUUGGGGACGAGAUGUAUGCCCUUCUGGGACCAACCUCGUUUAUAAAGGGAUUACUGGUGGAGGAUUCUACACUCAUACUGGUGGAGGAGGAAAUUAUCUUUGUUUAACCUCAAAACCAAAAUACCUUAACUUCAAGAAGGGGUUUCAAAAUGGUGGGAGAAUGACUGGGACUGAGUACCAAGUCAGUGACAACACCGCCUUACUUCCCAAAAACCUUCAACAUCACGACGCUCCGUGCGCUACAUGUCAUGUGACAACUCGAGGCUCCAAGCUGAUGGUCCCUGGAACAUACGAGUGUCCAUUGGGAUGGCACCGAGAGUAUUAUGGAUAUUUGAUGACGGCUCACUACAGUCACAACCACCCAACCGAUUUCAUCUGUGUGGACGAGAACGCACAAGGAAGAACUGGUACACACCAAGACGUCGACGGCGCCUUGUUGUACCUAGUUGAGGGAUAUUGUGGGUCGUUGCCUUGUGGACCGUACGUUGAUGGUUACGAACUGACAUGCGCAGUGUGCACCAAGUAGAUCUGACGACUGCAUAGUAGUCUUGGUUAAUAAACAUACUUAGAGAAGUAAAUCGAUCAAUAAGCUAAAUAGUAAACAUGCUGAAAACGAAAUUAAGUUAUAUUUAAU